Limanda limanda (common dab) is the source of this 5274-nucleotide messenger RNA. It is a transcript of the gene abcc9, whose product is annotated as ATP-binding cassette, sub-family C (CFTR/MRP), member 9. Gene Ontology annotation, cellular component: membrane. Gene Ontology annotation, molecular function: ATP hydrolysis activity; ATP binding; sulfonylurea receptor activity. The coding region runs from base 107 to 4804 and encodes 1565 amino acids. Gene Ontology annotation, biological process: potassium ion transport; transmembrane transport. Lineage: Eukaryota; Metazoa; Chordata; Actinopteri; Pleuronectiformes; Pleuronectidae. The record is from RefSeq and is a predicted model, not a curated record. The transcript is spliced from 40 exons.
UCUCCUGUCCCCGGUCCUUCAGUCGAAACCUGCACCGGAGACAAGAGUCGACCAGCGGACGUUUGACCGGAGGACAAGCCGAGCUCCGUGCACCACAGGCCGGGUCAUGGAGCGACCGGAGGACGAGGGCUUGUCGUUUUGCGGCAACAACGUCAGUGUUGAUGCCUACAGCGUGAGGGGGGGUGUGUUGAACAAUGGCUGCUUCGUGGACGCUCUCAACCUGGUUCCUCAUGUGUUCCUGCUCUUCAUCACCUUCCCCAUCCUCUUCAUCGGUUGGGGAAGUCAAAGCUCGAAGGUCCAGAUCCAUCACAACACGUGGCUUCAUUUCCCCGGACACAACAUGAGAUGGAUCCUCACCUUCUCGCUGCUGUUCGUCCACGUCUGCGAGUUCGCAGAAGGCAUCGUCUCUACCAAGACGAUGGAAACAAACAACCUGCAUCUGUACAUGCCUGCGUUCAUGGGUUUUGUAGCGGCGACAACGUCUGUGGUUUAUUACCACAACAUAGAGACGUCCAACUUUCCCAAACUGCUGCUUUUUCUUUUCAUUUACUGGGUGCUGGCGUUCAUCAGCAAGACAAUCAAGCUGGUGAAGUAUGCAGAGUACAACGUGGGACCACGGCACCUGAGGUUCUGUAUCACAGCCCUGUUUGUGAUCCUGUACGGACUCCUGAUGGCCGUGGAGAUCAACGUCAUCAGAGUCAGGAAAUACGUGUUCUUCGCCAACCCUCAAAAGGUGAAGCCACCAGAAGAUUUGCAGGAUUUGGGCGUUCGCUUCCUGCAGCCGUUUGUCAACUUGCUCUCCAAGGCGACAUAUUGGUGGAUGAACCCUCUCAUCAUGGGAGCCCAUAAAAGGCCGAUAGAGCUGAGGAAGAUCGGCAAGCUGCCCAUCGCCAUGAGAGCGCUCACCAACUACCUGCGGCUCAAAGACGCCUACGAGGACCAGAAGACAGCGGAGGAUCCGAAUCGAUCCCCGUCGAUCUGGCGCUCUGUGUACCGGGCGUUCGGACGUCCCAUCCUGCUCAGCAGCACCUUCCGCUACCUGGCCGACCUGCUGGGCUUCGCCGGGCCACUCUGCAUCGCCGGCAUUGUGAAGAACAUGGAGGGCGACAACACCACGUCACAAAUGACGGAAAUCCACUUCGGCGUCCCCUUCUUGUCCUCCGCUAAGCUGCUGCAGAACCCGUCCGUCCUGGCCGUCCUCCUCUUCCUGGCUUUAAUCCUGCAGAGGACCUUCUUACAGGCCUCGUACUACGUCAGCAUAGAAACAGGCAUCAACCUGCGCGGAGCCCUGCUGGCGAUGAUUUACAACAAAAUCCUGCGUCUGUCCACCUCCAACUUGUCCAUGGGCGAGAUGACGCUCGGGCAGAUCAACAACCUGGUUGCUAUAGAGACCAACCAGCUAAUGUGGUUCCUCUUCCUCUGCCCAAACCUUUGGGCCAUGCCCGUUCAGAUUGUGAUGGGAGUGAUCCUGCUCUACUAUUUACUGGGCUGGAGUGCGCUGGUGGGCGCGGCCGUCAUAGUUCUGCUGGCUCCGAUACAAUACCUCAUCGCCACCAAGCUGGCCGACACACAGAAAACCACACUAGAUCACUCGACCGAUCGUCUGAAGAAGACCACAGAGAUCCUGAAGGGUAUAAAGCUGCUGAAGCUCUACGCCUGGGAGAACAUCUUCUCUGACAGUGUGGAGGAGACCAGAGGCAAAGAGCUCACCAGCCUCAGGACCUUCGCUUUCUACACGUCCAUGUCCAUUUUCAUGAAUGCUGCGAUCCCCAUUGCUGCCGUUCUAUCGACGUUUGUGACUCAUCAGUACCUGAAUAAAACCGUUCCCGGUCCUUCUGAGGCCUUCGCAGCCCUGGCGCUGUUCCACAUCCUGGUCACUCCGCUCUUCCUGCUCUCCACCGUGGUCCGGUUCGCUGUGAAGGCUCUGGUCAGUGUCGAGAAGCUCGGUGAGUUUCUUCAGAGCGACGAAAUUGGAGACGACAGCUGGAGAAAUGGAGACAUGUCCGUUUCCUUUGAAGCAGGAAAAAAGAACCUCGGGAUGACCAAGGCCAUCAACAGGAAGCAGCCGAUGCGCUACCAGAUGGAUAACUACGAGCAGCCGAGCAGGCGACAGAUGAGGCCCUCGGAGACGGAGGAUGUGGCUGUGAAGGUGAUCAAUGGAUUCUUCACCUGGGGAAGUAACCUGUCGAUGCUGUCCGACAUCAACAUCCGUAUCCCGACAGGUCAGCUGACGAUGAUUGUGGGCCAGGUGGGUUGUGGGAAAUCCUCCCUGGUGCUCGCCAUGCUGGGUGAGAUGCAGCCCAUCGACGGAAGAGUCUACUGGAGCAACAAGAACAGAUACUCUGUGGCCUACGCUGCGCAGAAGUCGUGGCUGCUCAACGCGACACUGGAGGAGAACAUCACCUUCGGGAGCCCGUUCAGUAAACAGAGGUACAAAGCUGUGAUUGAAGCCUGCUCUCUGCAGCCAGACAUCGACCUGUUGCCUUUCGGGGACCAAACUGAGAUUGGAGAGAGGGGCAUCAGCCUGAGUGGAGGUCAGCGACAGAGGAUCUGUGUGGGACGAGCUCUGUACCAGAACACCAACAUCGUCCUCUUGGAUGACCCCUUCUCGGCGUUGGACAUCCACCUCAGUGAUCACCUGAUGCAGGAAGGAAUCCUCAAGUUCCUGCAGGACGAUAAACGCACCGUGGUCCUGGUCACUCAUAAACUGCAGUACCUUAUACAUGCAGACUGGAUCAUUGCGAUGAAGGACGGCUCCAUCCUGAGGGAGGGAACCUUGAAGGACAUUCAGACUCACGACGUGGAGCUUUACGAUCACUGGAAAACUCUGAUGAACCGACAGGACCAGGAGCUGGAGAAGGACAUUCAGCAGGACAGUCAAACGACACUGGAGAGGAAAGUUCUGAGGAGAGCUUUCUACUCCAGAGAAGCCAAGAGCCAGAUGGACGACGAGGAUGAAGAGGAGGAAGAGGAGGAAGAAGAAGACGACGACAUGUCCAUGACCUCAAACAGACGAUCAAAGAUCCCAUGGAGGGUGUGCUGGUGUUACUUGUCCUCCGGGGGUUUCUUCAUGGUCUUCCUCAUGGUGUCCUCCAAGCUGCUCAAACACUGCGUCAUUGUGGCCGUUGACUACUGGUUGGCCAGGUGGACGUCCUCCAAGACCAAUCUCGCGUCCAAUGGAACGAGCCCGGCCAUGAAUUUCAGCAACAACAGCAACAGCACCCUCACCGGUUCUCCGGAGGCGGAGAGCGACUCCUAUCUGCUAGUGUUCAGUAUCCUGUGUGCGUCUGGAAUCACGCUGUGCCUCAUCACCUCCCUCACUGUGGAGUUUCUGGGUGUCUCUGCAGCCACCAACCUGCACCACAACCUGCUCAACAAAAUCAUCCACGCUCCCAUCAGGUUCUUCGACAUCACUCCUCUGGGCCAAAUCCUCAACAGAUUCUCAGCUGAUACCAACAUCAUUGAUCAGCACAUUCCCCCGACACUGGAGUCGCUGACGAGAUCCACGCUGCUCUGCCUGUCGGCCAUCGGGGUCAUCUCCUUCAUCACUCCUGUGUUUCUGAUCGCCCUGGUUCCCCUGGGCAUCGCCUUCUACUUCAUCCAGAAGUACUUCAGAGUGGCGUCCAAGGACCUGCAGGACCUGGACGACUCCACACAGCUUCCUCUGCUCUGUCACUUCUCUGAGACGGCUGAAGGUCUCACCACAAUAAGAGCAUUCAGACACGAGGCUCGUUUCAAACAGCGGAUGCUGGAGCUGACCGACACAAACAACACGGCCUACCUGUUUCUGUCGGCCGCCAACCGCUGGCUGGAGGUCCGCACGGACUACCUGGGAGCAGUGAUCGUGCUGGCGGCAGCUGGAGCGUCCAUCUGGAGUUCAAGUUGCGGAGGCAUGCUGGGACUCGGACUCACGUACGCCCUCACGGUCACCAACUACCUGAACUGGGUCGUGAGGAACCUGGCCGACCUGGAGGUGCAGAUGUCGGCGGUGAAGAAGGUCAACAGCUUCCUCAGCAUCGAGUCGGAGAACUACGAGGGAACGAUGGACGCCUCUCAGGUGCCCGAGGACUGGCCCCACAAUGGGGAGAUCAAGAUCGAGGACCUGAGCGUGCGCUACGACCCCAUGCUCAAACCAGUGCUCAAGCACGUCAACGCCUACAUCGAGCCCGGCCAGAAGGUGGGCAUCUGCGGCCGCACGGGCAGCGGGAAGUCCUCCCUGUCGCUGGCCUUUUUCAACAUGGUGGACAUCUUCGAAGGAAAGAUCGUCAUCGACGGGAUAGACAUCUGUAAACUUCCUCUGCCGACUCUGCGGUCGAGACUCUCCAUCAUCCUCCAGGACCCUGUGAUGUUCAGUGGAUCCAUAAGGUUUAAUCUGGAUCCCGAGCGGACGGGCACUGAUGAUCGACUCUGGGAGGCGCUAGAGAUCGCCCAGCUGAAGAACAUGGUGAAGGCUCUGCCCGGAGGACUAGAUGCCGCGGUGACAGAGGGAGGUGAGAACUUCAGCGUUGGUCAGAGGCAGCUCUUCUGUUUAGCUCGAGCCUUCGUCAGGAAGAGCAGCAUCCUCAUCAUGGAUGAGGCUACAGCAUCUAUCGACAUGGCAACGGAGAACAUUCUACAGAAAGUGGUGAUGACGGCGUUUGCCGAUCGAACAGUCGUAACAAUCGCACACCGAGUCCAAACCAUCCUGACGGCCGACUUGGUCAUCGUGAUGAAGCGAGGGAACAUUCUGGAGUACGACAAACCCGAGACUCUUCUGGAGAAGGAGGGCGGGAUGUUUGCCUCAUUCGUCAAAGCCGAUCUGUAGACACAUGGACAGUCGGCAUCCAGAUCUUUACAUUUUUUUCUACAAUUUCGAUAAACUUCUGUGACGCUGAAACACGCCAGAGAAGCAAAUAAUGAGGAGAACUUUUUCUGUGGAAGAGGAAACACCGGAGGUCACUGCCUUUCUGACACUUCACAUCAGUUAUUAUGAUCAUCUGCUCCAUCAGCUGAUUCCUCCUGUUUCCACAUCGACAUUUAGAAUUUAGCUGAAGAACUUAAACAAGUUUUUCAUUGAAUCUAACGACAGAUAGAUAUUAUGCUCCUCGGAUCAGAAACAUUUCUAUCAGCCAGAGUUAAAUUGGAAAUGAGAACAAUCAAAAUAAGAAACUGUUCAAACUAGUGUCCUGAUGUUUUGGGAAAUUACGUAAACUGACUUUUAAACAUCAAACUCUUAAAGAAGAAGCUCUGAGAUCUCAGAUAAAUACUUUGUUACUUUGGUUUUAUUUUUUGAGA